This is a messenger RNA of Salvelinus sp. IW2-2015, 1741 nucleotides long. Its product is annotated as cohesin subunit SA-1. NCBI's taxonomy places the organism in Eukaryota, Metazoa, Chordata, Actinopteri, Salmoniformes, Salmonidae. The record is from RefSeq and is a predicted model, not a curated record.
CUAACCACCCCUCAGCUCACCUCCACCGUCCUCAGAGAAAACCCACGGCAGGCGGCGGACACACACCUACCUGACCACGACUCUGAACCUGGCUCAGAGAACGACUAUGUACACAAUCCCCAGAUGCAGAUGUCUUGGCUAGGCCAACAGAAGAUGGAGGACAGCAGGAAGGAUAGAACAGCCAUGAACUACAUGAAGGCCCGCAACCAGACUGUCAGACAAACUGUUCGUGGUCUGAUGGAGGAUGACGCGGAGCCAAUCUUUGAGGACGUCAUGAUGUCAUCGCGAGGUCAACUGGAGGACAUGAACGAGGAGUUCGAAGACACCAUGGUCAUCGACCUGCCUCCCUCCAGGAACAGGCGUGAGAGGGCGGAGCUCAGACCAGACUUCUUUGACUCAGCAGCAAUGAUCGAGGACGAGUCGGGUUUCACCAUGCCCAUGUUCUGAUCCAGUGUUCCCAGUCCUUCCUGGAAGGGGAGGGGCCUUCGACAGGAUGAGCUGUCAAUCAAACAUCAGACUGUCUGUCAGAACUUUUAUCACACACACUUGAACACCCAGACGAACUCUGAUCAGCUAGUUGACGGCCUUGUGUGUGUGUGUGUGUGUGGAGUGGAUCUGUUGGGAUCUACCCUGAAGCUCCAGAGAUCCACUCACUGGCCGGCCGAAGGAUCCCACUCAACCCUGAGGACAAAAUAUCGUACAGAGUAUCUAUCGUACAUAGAGAAGAUCUUUUAUCGUUCAGUGGACGUGUGGGUGUGUUGGCUACAAACCGGACAAAAUAUCGUACAAAACAUUGUUCCACAUUUCUUUAAAAAUAUUGUAAACUUUCAGCCCUUCCUGUUUGUUCCCACUGAUUUGUUUUAACUUCCUGUUAUUGUUAGCGUUCUGGCUAAUCUCUCCGCUAGCUCUGUGGUACUCAUGGCCCUGUGCGCCCGGCUAUACAGUCCCCCAUGCCACACAGUUGUAUGGUUGUUUCGUUCCACUUCCGACGUCAUGUAUAGACCCCCCCCCAGAUGGAACUUGAUAUUAAAUGUGAUAAAUCUUUACUCUUUCAUUUGUUAUCUUUACUCUCUCACUCCUGUCUCAUCUCUCUUUAAUCUCUCUUCCCUUUCGAUAGUGUUGAGAAUAUCCUGUAUUUGGUUUUAUUGGCAAAUGCACCAAACAGCAACCAAUGGGACCAGAACUAGAAGAGUUCUCAUUGGCCAUACAAGAGGCUGUGACGUCAUAGCCAAAUCCCAAGCCCCUCCCCCUCAGAGCUUCACAGACACACCCACGGUGGAAUCGCGGCUUUUUAAAAACGUUUUAAAAAUAAAUAUAUUUUGAAUUUCAGUAGCUUUAGUACAAAGUUUUAAAUGAAGUGAGUUUUUAAUUUUUUUUGUCCGAUUUAUUUGUUUGUACAGUUAUCUUUCUGAAAAAGUAUCUUGUUUGUUGCCAAACGGUUGCCUAAAUGCUUAUAUCUGAUUAGUCCCUACUGCUCAGGCUGUUGCCAUGGAUACCCAGCCUGUUAAGCGCCAUAUAAGGGUGUGUCCAGUGCGACCAUAGAUGUUGUGCAGGCUCAAUAGUCUAAAGUGACUUCCUCUCCAUCUGCACUGAUGAGGAAGACCUGGACAGGUAACAGCUAAUAUCCAGUAGCCUUCUACCAUAUUCAUUUCACCUGUCCUCUCUUUUCAGAUCAGUGCAUAUGAAGGUGGAGACCAGCAGAGAAUACCCCUCUAGUCUUAUGAUGUGGCUGUAGUUACAC